This is a messenger RNA of Bactrocera tryoni, 1254 nucleotides long. RefSeq names its product anamorsin homolog (gene CIAPIN1). Bases 100 to 858 code for a protein of 252 amino acids. Gene Ontology annotation, molecular function: iron-sulfur cluster binding. Lineage: Eukaryota; Metazoa; Arthropoda; Insecta; Diptera; Tephritidae. The record is from RefSeq and is a predicted model, not a curated record. Gene Ontology annotation, cellular component: cytoplasm. The transcript is spliced from 4 exons. Gene Ontology annotation, biological process: iron-sulfur cluster assembly.
AGCUGUUUAUUAUCGUGUACAAAAAAAAAACAUACAAACUAUCUUAACAGAUUGUGCAAACUCAAAUUUAAUACCCAAAAGUAUCUAUAAUUUAUUAAAAUGGAACAAUUCAAAGGCUCAGAGAAAACACUUUUCAUAUGGACACAAUCAUCUCUUGUACAGGCCAGUACAGAAAAAUUGAAAGAGGCAACUGGCGGCGAGGUUAUUCUAGAAAAUAUCAAUCGCUUGACUUUCGCUACUUACGGCGAGUCUACGUUUGAUCUAAUUGUGAUUGAAAAUGCACAGUUGACAGAUGCUUUCGAUAAAUUGCUGCGCUUGCUGAAGCCAAAUGGAAAAUUAUAUUUAGCCAGUAUUUUUGGUACACCGGAAGUUUUUCAACAAGAACUAAAACUUUCUGGCUUCAUUAACGUUAGUAUAAAUAAGGAGGACGGUACUUUGACUAGUCAGAAACCAAAUUAUGAAACUGGCUCAGCAAUCAAGCUGUCCUUUGCUAAGAAAGACGGCAAAACACCAUCAGUAUGGAAAGUUAAUGGUGAUGGCGAUGAAGAGCUAAUCGAUGAAGAUGAUUUGUUGGAUGAAGAGGAUAAAAAAAAACCGGAUCCUGAGAGUCUAAGAGUUUGUGGCACCACUGGUAAACGAAAGGCCUGCAAAAAUUGUUCUUGCGGUUUAGCGGAAGAGCUUGAAUCUGAGGCUGCACAAAAGUCUAAGGCUGACACAGCAAAUGCUAAAUCCAGCUGUGGCAAUUGCUACUUAGGUGAUGCAUUCCGUUGUUCUUCAUGUCCAUAUAUUGGCAUGCCUGCAUUUAAGCCUGGUGAAAAGGUAGAAUUGGCUGGCAAUUUACUUAAUGAUGAUAUCUAAGCAAUUUUGAACACAUUUUGCUGUGAUUUACAUGCAUCGUAUUUAAUGCUAUUAAGAAUUAAUAUAGCAUAUUUAAUUCCGACUGAUGUGAGGAAAUAGUUUUAGGAUAUCAGGAUUUGAUGUAUGCUAAAAAAAUGUGCAGCAGUUUACAUAAUUUUGAGGUUUGGUUUGCGAAGUUUGAGUGUGUUCUCUUGCCGUUGCCGUUUUUGGACCACCCUACUCAACCAAUAAUUAGCAGUAGCUUUUCGAAACAACCUUAAAUAUCAAUAUUUCGCAUAUAUAGAAGUUUUAUAUAUGUAAUUUAUUUUUCAUUUAUGAAAUCACAAUAUGUGUGCUUAAACAAUUUUAGUAACGAGUAGUAAACAAUAAAAUUUUGCACAUAACAAUAACUUAAAA